Molecule: messenger RNA, 5827 nt
Organism: Poecile atricapillus (Black-capped chickadee)
Lineage: Eukaryota; Metazoa; Chordata; Aves; Passeriformes; Paridae
Gene: RABGAP1L
Product: RAB GTPase activating protein 1 like
Exons: 7
Coding region: 4128-4892 (254 amino acids)
Source: RefSeq, a predicted model, not a curated record
ACUCUCCUGCUGUUGCACUUUUACGGGAGAUCUUCAUGAGCCGCAGAAAUAAAGGGUGAUUCAGCUACAGACACAGAAAGGAGAAAAUACACAUUGUUCUAGUGCAAGCUGUAUGCAGUGGCAUCCACAGAGACUUUGGAAGAUGAACUCUUCCUUGGCUGAUACAAUCCUUAUUAAUCAUUCCUGUUUAUACCAAGCUUCAGUAAUUUCUUGUUAAGAUAAUACCUGUUAUGUUGGGACCCAGAGCUCUCCUGGGAUCCUGAGGUACUACUGCAAUAGAAUUAAUAGUGAUGAAUACUCCUCUUUAAAGGAGCAGAGAAAUAAGAUUCAGUUGUUAAUAUGAUAGCUUGAUAGUUCACUGGAAAAGAACAGUUCUUCAAUUUUGGGUCAGCUUUGCUUAUCUUUACAAUGCAUUUGCUUUCAUUGUCACGGCUACGUUCUGUUGCCGUAGGUUUUGCGUGCUGGAGGCUCUGCCUCUGGGCACAGGCUUUACUGAAUGUUCAGGAUCUGGUUAUUCCUCACUCUGUUUUGAACAGUUCAGUUGGCUCUAGGGGAAGCUGACAGGGGUGAAGCACUUUACUGCCCACUGCCCAGGAUAGCUGGGAGCUGACUUUUCUUACAUAUCCUUGUACUGUUUUCCUGCUGUUCUUCAUUGUGCCUUAAUAUGUCAAGUGCUAUGCAGUUGUUAUGGAGUCUGCCAGGAGUGUGGAGUGGUGAAUAAUCACACAGAGUGCAGCAGGCUUGACAUGGCCUGUAAACAUAAGUGCACAACGUUCAGAAAACCAGAGUAUGGAAAUCUGUGGUGAGAGAGUGUGCCUUAAUUCAUAAAUGUGACAAAGAAGACUUACAGGUACAAAGUCAAACUGACUCUUCUUUCUUUUUUUAAGAAAAAAGCAUUUGUCUGUGAGAAAAUUAUAUUUCAAGUGUAGGAUUUUUUUGUCAAAGGGUGGAAAUUUCACUGUUUUUGAGACUUAGGAGUGCUGUAGCUGCUGAGAGCCAAUAGCAAAUAUGACCUAUUUGGAAAAAACCACAACUGGCUGCUGAUUAACUUUUAAGUAUUUUUCUAGUGGUUCACUUGUAGUACUGUGGAAUUAAAAUAAUGCUUAGAAAACAAAUAAGGGCUCUUUAAAGCUCAGUGGAAGCAUAUUAACUAGUUAAUCCUGGUCAAUGGAUGGUAAAGAACAUUAUCCCAAGCUGCAAAUGAGGAUAUAGGAAAUGACUCUUGGGCCACUAGUGAUGUGAGUCACUGUCACAGUCAAGAUCACAGCCCAGGCUUUUGGCUUGUGCUUCUGAAACUCACUGUGGAUUUUUUUAUUAAGCUGCAUUGGUCUGAUCCUCUUAAGGAUGCUGUGAUUAGAGAGUCCCUGUAAUAGGUUAGUUGCACAUUAACUUCAAAGUCUGGACACAUUUGUUGGUGAGUUGUCAUGGAAAAAUGCUUGUAAAUGUUCUUUGUUCCUUGUCUUGCUUGUUAGAUUUUAUUGAUAUGUGAAGCUGAGGUUGGUAGGAACUGACAUUUCAGGAGUGUUUCCAAAGGGCAGCCAGAAAAUGUCACUUGUGUGGAUCCUCCCAGGCAGCAGGUGGAGAACCAGCCUUGCUUUCUGCUUGUCCUUUAGGAGAGUGCUCUGCAGCCUGCGUGGUCAGAGAUGCAUUUCAUUUGGGCAGCACCCGUGCAGGGCUUUCACCAGCCAGGCUUGGCUUGGAAAAGGACAAAAGCCAGUCUUGGCUACAAGCACAGCACUGCUCUCAGCUCCUGCUCUGUGGGCUCUGCCCCACAGCCCUACAACCUUGUAAUUUUUUCAGUUUCUCUUCCCAAAGCAGAGGUUUUUGCUGCCUAGGAAGGGGAUGUUUCUUGGGUAGGAUCACUGGAGUAGAGAGCCCUGCAGAAUGUUCCUCAUAUGUUCCUCAGGAAGGAAAAGAGUUUUCAGUGAGUUGAUAGUUUUUAGUUACAGUUUUUAGAGUUUUUGUUACCAGCAGAAAUUUGUCAGGCCCACACAGCCACCAGCACUUGAGAGCUGCAGGGAUGAAGGAUGUCUGAGUAAGACACCUCCCUGUGACACAGCCCUCAGAGGAAAUGCCUUGAUGGUCUCUUGAGAGAGAGGGAGAUGGGCUGGUUUUGCAGUGUCUGGCUGAGUAACCAGUCGUGUUUGCCUGACAGCUUAAAUUCAUGUGCUCCCAGGAGCUGUGGUAAACACGCAGCAGUUCCUGCCCAGCACGUCUUUUACAUGUUGUGAUCUGACUUACCAAAAGAACAGUAUUAAAGAGUGCCAUGAUUUUUGGCGUUUGUUUCUAUAUUUACAAGUAUUAUUUAGGAAAAGUACAGAUUUUUCUGGACAUGUUUUCACUUUAUUUUCCAUUGCUUAUAACAAAUUAUUAGAUUUUUAAAAGGUAAAAAAGUGAAAUAUGUUCAAAAUUGUUGUUUGUCACCAAAUUUCAUAACUUUUAGCUAAAGUAAAUUACAAAUUCCCUAUAGAAGCCAGGAAGAAAAGUGAGUUGUAUGUGCAGAAAAAAAUAGCAAUAGAGUUCAGUUUUAUGUUCUUCUAAAUAUUAUGGAGUUUUCCUUCUGUUUGAGAAUGCCUCAUGUAACAAUAUUUGGGUUGACUUGAUGAGAAAUUUCCAGAAGUGAGCCUGGGAAUUAAUGUAAAAUAAAGAGGAUAUAGUUGUACAAAAAGGGCUGGAGUUUUGCAAGCAGAUGCUGCUGUUCUGUUCCACCUUUUCCUCUGUCAACCCCCCUGUGCAAUGGAGAACUUGUGUGAAUAAAUGUGUAAUGUGGACAUAAUAGCCUUCUCUGUAAUGGCCUUCUCUGUGCUUUGAAGGAGAAGCAAAAAUUAAUACACUGGUCAUUUUUAUUCAGUCAUGGCAACUGAACAUUAACCAUCAUGAGGAAAAUCAUGAUGACUUUUGUUGUGGAACAUUGUCUGUUGUUUCUUUAAAAAGUGUGCUGGGGCACUUUGGGGAAUGCUUCUCCAGAGUAACCAAACAGAAAACACAGCUAGGAGCCUCUGUGUUGCUUACCAUGAGAGCCUUUCCUGGAUCACUUGCUCUGAAAGCUUUUUGGGUUUCUAGAUGGAGGUUCACAGGAUUUUCCUUUGGAGCUCCUCUCAUUUCAAGAGCCAUUGGGUUUUUGAAGACCUGUUUGCUCAUAUCCAUCAAGUGAAUUUUAAUCAGUGUUUUCAUUCCGUCAUUGAGGGUCUAUUCACACCCAGAGGUCUGGGGUUUGGAUUUCUUGAUUUAACCCAGCCAGCAACUCAGGCAGCCGCUUGCUCACUCCACCACAAGUGGGAUGGGGGAGAGAAUCAUCACAGUAAUAGUGACAAAACUAUGUGGGUUGAGAUGAAGACAGUUCAGUAGGUAAAGCAAAAGCUGUGUGCUCAGCAAAGCAGAACAAGGAACUAAGCCCCUUUCCCAUAGGCAGGUGGUUGUUUAGCCAUCUCCAGGAGAGCAGGGCUCCAUCACACAUAACAGUGACCUGAGAAGACAAAUGCCAUCAUUCCAAAGAUCCCCCUUCUUUCUUCUUCUCCCUGCUUUACGUACUCAGCAUGGUGCCACAUGGUCUGGACUAUCCCCUGGGGUCAGUUGGGAUCAGCUGUGUCUCCUGCCAGCUCCUUGUGUACCCCCAGCCUCCUCACUGGUGAGGAGGUACAAGAAGCAGAAAAGGCCUUUGUUCUGUGCAAGCCCUGCUCAGCAAUAGCCAAACCACCUCAAUCCUAUCAACAUCUUUUCCAGCACAAACCCAAAAUGUACUAACCACCAUGAAGAAAACUUAACUCUACCCGAGCCAAAUGCAGCACAGGGUGUUGCUGAACAGAAACAGAAUUGCUUAACAAGUUUGGUGACUCAUUACACCCCACUUGAGUACAGCACAGAGAGGAUGCAUCAUGGCCACUAAUCUCAGGAAUUGCUCCUUGGUGCAGCCUGGAAGGGAGCAGAGGGUGGAGUUCAGCCUUUCAGUCAUCCUGAACUGAGGCUUGCCUACUGCUUUCAAGUUUGCCAUCUUCUUUCCACCCAGUGUGUGAUGGAAGCGGGAGUAUCUCUCUCUAAAACUCAUAACAAAAUACACAACGAAGAAUAAGCAACUUUCUUUUUUGUAUUAGAAAUUUCUUUAUAUCCUGUUUUCACUGUCUACACCAAUGGUUGAAAGCAGUAUUUGGUCUGUGGCUUUACAGGAGAGGGAAAACCGCAGGCUCCAAGAAGCAAGCAUGAGGCUGGAGCAGGAGAACGAUGACCUUGCCCAUGAGCUUGUAACAAGCAAAAUUGCCUUGCGGAAUGACCUGGACCAGGCUGAAGACAAAGCAGAUGUUUUGAACAAGGAACUUCUCCUGACCAAACAGAAGCUCGUGGAGACUGAGGAAGAGAAAAGGAAGCAGGAAGAGGAAACUGCUCAGCUGAAGGAAGUCUUCAGGAAGCAGCUGGAGAAGGCAGAAUCUGAGAUCAAGAAAACCACAGCCAUUAUUGCAGAGUAUAAACAGAUUUGUUCCCAGCUGAGUACCAGGCUGGAAAAACAACAAGCGGCCAGUAAAGAUGAGCUGGAAGUUGUGAAGGGUAAAGUGAUGGCCUGCAAACACUGCAGUGAGAUUUUCAGCAAGGAGGGGGCACUGAAGGUGCCUGCUGUAAGCAUGGACAACAAAGGCAUCGAAACAGAUGAUGAGAAGGAUGCACUGAAGAAGCAGCUGAGAGAGAUGGAGCUGGAGCUUGCACAGACCAAACUGCAGCUUGUGGAAGCCAAGUGCAAAAUUCAGGAGCUGGAGCACCAGAGAGGAGCCCUUAUGAAUGAAAUCCAAGCUGCCAAAAACUCUUGGUUUAGCAAAACCCUGAACUCUAUCAAAACGGCCACGGGCACACAGGCACCUCCGCAGCCCCAGCCGCCUCUGCCUCCCAGAGAGGGCAGCACAUAGUUCCAGCCACAGCCAGCACAAGAGCACAAAGAACAACACAGCUGAAACCUUGGAGGAUUCUUCCAGUGGUCUCUCCUCCUGGGCAAAGGACAAUGAGGCAGGAGUGCAGGCUUGAAGUGAAAUUCUUCAGUGUUUUUCAUUAAUUUUCUGAUGUGACCCUUUUCAAAGAGGGGGGGAAAAAAAAGUCCUGGUUUAUGUUGAAUUCCUACUUCCCAUACUGCCUUGCUGAAAGCCACGUUCUGAUACCUUCAUACUUUUACACUUUAUUUUAUAUGACUAGAUGUUAAAUAAAUAUUUCAAAACUAGGUCUUUAAUACACAUCUAAUUUGAAAUUAUUUUUGUCUUGCAUAGAAGGUUUUUCUUCUGGAGGAAGAGAGAGAAUGGAAAACGUACAGUACUGCAGCAUAAUCUCUCCCUAGAAAGCACAGUGUAAGACAAUGAGGAUAACUUAGGCCCUGGGACCAUCUCAGAAGUUUAUCACAGCAACUGCAUCCUGCAGAGAAGCACUUUUUGUAAAGCUUAGGCCAUAGCAAAGACAGGCUUGUGCUCUCCUGGCACAAUUGCUAUGAGCUCCCCUUACAACUUCUUAGUUUGGAUUGGUUUAUCUUCAGAAAUACAAAUAGUGCCAUUUUUGUAACACUGUUGUUUAAAGGCUAUUUACAGCUCAGCUGGAAUUUAACAGAAAGUUCCCUAGUUCCCUUUUUUAAUUCAUGUUUAUAUUAAGAAUUCCAAGGAAUAAUUCCUUCCACUGGGAUAAAGGGGGAACCUUUUGACGCUUGAUGUUUUUGCUGAGAAGCAGAGUGGAGACCUUGCAUGGUUUUGACCUUUUGUAAAUCCUGUGCAAUAAAGGGUAGGUUUUAUGAAUAAAAGUAAUGAAAACCUUGCCCUGGGUCUAUAUUCAGAUUCCAAAUUUGACACAGAAAUAAGGUAUCAAA